GACGUGGGGGUCUUAGCCUUGAGUGGAGUAAACGUAGGUGUUUGUUCAAACUGUUCUAUUUAAUUGUAUUAUCACAAUAAAAGGAAUGACAUGUCGCACCAGACUGGAAUUCAUUCGAGUGAUGAGCUGAGAACAUUUUUUGGGAAGUGUAAAGAUGGACAAAUAAGAGUGUUCAAGGUUGGAAUUCAGAAUGAACAAAUGACUCUGCAGGAUUUUAAAGAACCUAGGGGAUCAUGGGAAGAAGAUUACGAUUAUUUUGUACGGAAGCUUAUUGAGGACAGGCAGCCAUGUUAUUUAUUCUACAGACUAGAUAGCCAGACAGAUACUGGAUAUGAUUGGGUGUUUAUUAGCUGGUCCCCAGAUGAUUCUCCAGUGCGAGAAAAGAUGUUGUACGCAUCAACUAAAGCAACUUUAAAAAAAGAGUUUGGUGGAUCUUACAUUAAAUAUGAACUUUUUGCUGCUACCAAGGAGGAUGCAAGUCUUCAAGGUUAUCAUAAAUAUUUAAGAGCAGAAAAAGGCCCGGCUCCAUUAACGUCUGCAGAAGAAGAACUUCAGACAAUAAAACGAAUUGAGUCUGGAACUGACUUUGGAAUCGACACCAAACAUCAAACAUUACAAGGAGUUGCUUUCCCCAUUUCAGAUGAUGCAGUUAGUGCAUUGUUCGAUUUGAAGGAAGGACUAGUUAAUUAUGUACAGUUGAGUAUAGACCUAGACAAAGAGGAAAUCAACCUUGAAAUCAGAGAUCAGACAACCUUGCAACACCUGCCUAAAAAAGUACCUGUUAAUCAUGCACGUUACCAUCUCUUUGUAUUUCCUCAUUCACAUGAAGGAGAAUUUCUUCAAAGUAUAGUUUUCAUCUACUCGAUGCAGCUAUAA
Molecule: messenger RNA, 876 nt
Organism: Limulus polyphemus (Atlantic horseshoe crab)
Lineage: Eukaryota; Metazoa; Arthropoda; Merostomata; Xiphosura; Limulidae
Product: twinfilin-1-like
Exons: 9
Coding region: 91-876 (261 amino acids)
Biological process (GO): actin filament depolymerization; regulation of lamellipodium assembly; barbed-end actin filament capping
Cellular component (GO): actin filament; myofibril; cytoplasm
Molecular function (GO): actin monomer binding; actin filament binding
Source: RefSeq, a predicted model, not a curated record